CACAGAGAAAACACUUUCCCUCGCUCAGUUCACACACACACACCCGUCAGUCUACACACCUGUCUGUCUUUACCUAUACUCCCAGCUGCUCUCACUCUACCUGUGUGGGAUUCUCUAUCGUUUGGGAGACCGUCUGUGGAUACAGUACCCAGUGAAAGGAGCUAGGAAUCACAGGAACCAGACUGGGAGCCACUUAGAGGAAUCACAGGAACCAGACUGGGAGCCAGUUAGAGGAAUCACAGGAACCAGACUGGGAGCCACUUAGAGGAAUCACAGGAACCAGAUUGGGAGCCAGUGGAGGAAUCACAGGAACCAGAUUGGGAGCCAGUGGAGGAAUCACAGGAACCAGAUUGGGAGCCAGUGGAGGAAUCACAGGAACCAGAUUGGGAGCCAGUGGAGGAAUCACAGGAACCAGAUUGGGAGCCAGUGGAGGAAUCACAGGAACCAGAUUGGGAGCCAGUUAGAGGAAUCACAGGAACCAGAUUGGGAGCCAGUGGAGGAAUCACAGGAACCAGAUUACAACCACCUACUAUGUCAAAAGAGGGGGAAAGAGCAUCAGUGUUGAAGACCACUAAGGUUCGGACCAAGCUGAAAGGAGAUGGCAGCUGGAUGCAGAGACUCGGUGAACCCCAGUCUGAAACAGAGGAGGAGAAACCAUGGAUAGCAGAAGUCAGAGUGAAUCGACUGAAUGGAGCCCCUAUAGACACCAGCCCAGUGGCCUCUCCCACCUCCAAGACCCCUCCCUCCCCCAGACCUGCAGAAGACGGAACACCGUCUCCAGGAUACCUUAUCAGAGGGAUUUUCACCAAGACAGACACCAAGCCUGCUGCCACCUCAUCUACAUUCAAUAGCUUGAGUGUGUCAACAUCCAGCUUCACCAAGAGGCCUUCAGAGAGCUACAAGAGAAUAGCUCCUCACACAGUGCGUCCCACCUCAAACCUCCCAGUUCAAACUGAGGACCAGCUUUCCCCAGAGGAGAAGGAGAAACGAGAGGAAGCAGCCAUGGAUGUGCUCAGGACUUCUUCAGCCCGACAACGCUCCUACGUCCUCUCAGCUGCCAAGAAAUAUGAUUCUACAGAGAAACCACUAGAAACCUCCCUGACCCCAGAAGUUUCAUCUUUUGUGGCUAAAAGGGUGGUGAUCACAGACAAUGACGACUCUGUCUUCACUGAGACUCCCUCUGUCCCCAAAGAACCAGCUGCUCCAUCUGUGAAAGAUGUCUCUCCCGUCUCUUUGAAAGAUGUCUCUCCCGUCUCUGUGAAAGAGGUCUCUCCUGUCUCUCUGAAAACUGUCUCUCCUGUCUCUCUGAAAGACGUCUCUCCUGUCUCUGUGAAAGAUGUCUCUCCUGUCUCUGUGAAAGCCGUUUCUCCUGUCUCUGCGAAAGAUGUCUCUCCUGUCUCUGCGAAAGCUGUCUCUCCUGUCUCCCUGAAAGAUGUCUCUCCUGUCUCUGUGAAAGCUGUCUCUCCUGUCCCUGUGAAAGCUGUCUCUCCUGUCCCUGUGAAAGCUGUCUCUCCUGUCCCUGUGAAAGAUGUCUCUCCUGUCUCCUUGAAAGAUGUCUCUCCUGUCUCUGUGAAAGACGUCUCUCCUGUCUCUGUGAAAGAUGUCUCUCCUGUCUCUGUGAAAGCUGUCUCUCCUGUCCCUGUGAAAGCUGUCUCUCCUGUCCCUGUGAAAGACGUCUCUCCUGUCUCUGUGAAAGACGUCUCUCCUGUCUCUGUGAAAGCUGUCUCUCCUGUCUCUGUGAAAGCUGUCUCUCCUGUCCCUGUGAAAGAUGUCUCUCCUGUCCCUGUGAAAGAUGUCUCUCCUGUCUCUGUGAAAGACAUCUCUCCUGUCUCUGUGAAAACUGUCUCUCCUGUCUCUGUGAAAGCUGUCUCUCCUGUCUCUGUGAAAGACGUCUCUCCUAUAUCUGUGAAAGACGUCCUCCUUCCAGCCCCCGUCAUAGUUGACACCCCAACAGUGAUUGGCCCUUAUGAGGGCAUGAAGCCAGGGUGUACCAAAAUGGCUACUCCACUUCCUGAGUUGAAAGUUGAGGUGAUGAAAAAACUGUCCCCAGAGAGUGGUGUCCCGUUGAAAGACGUCCCCCCAGUCCCCUCUGUAUUAGUGUCCCCUGUCCCAUAUAACCCAGUGAAGAAGAAUCCUGCCACAGUGGACACACUGACAGCCCUGUCUGACACACUCAUCUCCUUCGACACAGGUUCAUCCAGAGUGCAUGAUGAUCCGAUCCCUCAGCUCAUGACUGAUGAUCUCCUCUCUCUCACUAACGGUCUAGAACAGGAGUUGGUAAAGCCCAUCCCUCCCAUCCCAGGAUCUUGGAGUCAGGAGCUUCUCUAUGGAUCAGACAGGCUCAGUUAUGCCGAGUCCGAGGAGGAAGAGGAGGAGCCGAGAGACGAAAAGCCAGAGGACACACACAGAGAUAUUGACAGUCCGACCCCUAGUACUGACUCCAGUGUAAAUGAAAAUGUGUUGGAGGACCUUGAAGACGACUUUAUCCCCAUCAACACGAACACAACAAGACAUACGUGGAAGAGGUCCUGGGACGUCAACCCUAUCACUACCACAGACAAGAGUGAGGAGGAGGAGCCUGAGGAGCAGGAUCCACAGGUGUCCCUGGUUACGGUUCAGAAACAGUCAUCUGACAGUGAAUCACCAUGGGAUAGAUGGAGUGCACCAACUGUCUGUAAAGAGAAGAGAGACCCAGAGCCUUCAAUGGAACGUUCUAGCUCCUACUCCAGGACCUUGGACAGUUCUGCCAACCAGAGACCCACGUCACCAGACACCGAGUCCAAGAAGGGUUUUGUGUACCUGAAGGAGUACGUGAACGCUACAGACCUAACCAAGCACAACACCAGAGACAACGUUCCUGACUAUGUAACGUCUAGUUCUACCAGCCAUUCCUACAGCAGCCCCUCUUCUUACACCAGGUAACACUACUUUGACCACGCCACACUUUGAAAAUAACUCCUUGGUCCUUGUUGUUCAAAUCUGAAGGAACACAGACAGGUGUAAUCAACAUGACAGAAGGAAGCUACAAGACGAGAUGGGUGGAGUGGGGUCAUCACCAUAUUCAAAUCAAACGUUAUUGCUUACACCUAUCCAGUUCCUUCAGAUUGGCAAAUAAGUGGUACGGACACCAAUGUUAUUGUAGUAAAUCAAAACUGAAACUAAAAUAAAACAAAAAUUGGAAAACGAUUUAGUAAACUGAAAUAAAAAUAAAAACGCAACAUUUGAAAAACUGAAACUAUUAUCUUUGACUGCAAAACAAUUCAAUAAAAAAAACAUCAUAAAUUAAGUCAGUUUAAGUUGUUUCCAUCUAAAUUUUAGCCAAAAAUAUAAAACGGGGUUUUCAAGCUUUUUUUUUCUGAUGUGGUUUAAGCUUCUGAAUCUGGCCGGUAAAUGCUGCCAGUAAAUGCCGAUGUUUCAAAUAGGCCUAUCUUGUGCAUCCCUGUCAUUGGUGAUCACUAGCUAACAGGGAAGAAAUGCAAGGGCGAACACGGAGCGCAACUGGGCCAAGCUACAACAGCUUGUGAAGUUGCUGGAGCCGAGGGCGAACACGGAGCGCAACUGGGCCAAGCUACAACAGCUUGUGAAGUUGCUGGAGCCGAGGGCGAACACGGAGCGCAACUGGGCCAAGCAACAACAGCGUGUGAAGUUGCUGGAGCCGAGGGCGAACACGGAGCGUAAAUGGGCCAAGCAACAACAGUUUGUGAAGUUGCUGGAGCCGAGGGCGAACACGGAGCGCAACUGGGCCAAGCUACAACAGCUUGUGAAGUUGCUGGAGCCGAGGGCGAACACGGAGCGCAACUGGGCCAAGCUACAACAGCUUGUGAAGUUGCUGGAGCCGAGGGCGAACACGGAGCGUAACUGGGCCAAGCUACAACAGCUUGUGAAGUUGCUGGAACCGUUCUCAAUCCACACACGACCAACUUCAAAGUGGCAGCCUGAUGUGUCUGAUGUGGUGCCGUGCCGUCUCAACUUUGAGGCACACCUGCAGUCACUACUGUUGCAAGGCAGUUGGCACAGGUCCUCUCGAAGUCACUGCGGGAGCGCUUUGCAUGCAUACUGAACCCCUGUCCAGCCGGAGGGUCAACCUGGCAGUGUAUUAAGUACCUGGUAAAGGCGGCAUGUUUACAGAGUCACCUCCCCAGUACUGACAGGUAAAGGCAGCAUGUUUACAGAGUCACCUCCCCAGUCCUGACAGGUAAAGGCAGCAUGUUUACAGAGUCACCUCCCCAGUACUGACAGGUAAAGGCAGCAUGUUUACAGAGUCACCUCCCCAGUACUGACAGGUAAAGGCAGCAUGUUUACAGAGUCACCUCCCCAGUACUGACAGGUAAAGGCAGCAUGUUUACAGAGUCACCUCCCCAGUACUGACAGGUAAAGGCAGCAUGUUUACAGAGUCACCUCCCCAGUACUGACAGGUAAAGGCAGCAUGUUUACAGAGUCACCUCCCCAGUACUGACAGGUAAAGGCAGCAUGUUUACAGAGUCACCUUCCCAGUACUGACAGGUAAAGGCAGCAUGUUUACAGAGUCACCUCCCCAGUCCUGACAGGUAAAGGCAGCAUGUUUACAGAGUCACCUCCCCAGUCCUGACAGGUAAAGGCAGCAUGUUUACAGAGUCACCUCCCCAGUACUGACAGGUAAAGGCAGCAUGUUUAGAGUCACCUCCCCAGUACUGACAGGUAAAGGCAGCAUGUUUACAGAGUCACCUCCCCAGUACUGACAGGUAAAGGCAGCAUGUUUACAGAGUCACCUCCCCAGUACUGACAGGUAAAGGCGGUAUGUUUACAGAGUCACCUCCCCAGUACUGACAGGUAAAGGCGGUAUGUUUACAGAGUCACCUCCCCAGUACUGACAGGUAAAGGCAGCAUGUUUACAGAGUCACCUCCCCAGUACUGACAGGUAAAGGCAGCAUGUUUACAGAGUCACCUCCCCAGUACUGACAGGUAAAGGCAGCAUGUUUACAGAGUCACCUCCCCAGUACUGACAGGUAAAGGCGGUAUGUUUACAGAGUCACCUCCCCAGUACUGACAGGUAAAGGCAGCAUGUUUACAGAGUCACCUCCCCAGUACUGACAGGUAAAGGCAGCAUGUUUACAGAGUCACCUCCCCAGUACUGACAGGUAAAGGCAGCAUGUUUACAGAGUCACCUCCCCAGUCCUGACAGGUAAAGGCAGCAUGUUUACAGAGUCACCUCCCCAGUACUGACAGGUAAAGGCAGCAUGUUUACAGAGUCACCUCCCCAGUACUGACAGGUAAAGGCAGCAUGUUUACAGAGUCACCUCCCCAGUACUGACAGGUAAAGGCAGCAUGUUUACAGAGUCACCUCCCCAGUACUGACAGGUAAAGGCAGCAUGUUUACAGAGUCACCUCCCCAGUCCUGACAGGUAAAGGCAGCAUGUUUACAGAGUCACCUCCCCAGUACUGACAGGUAAAGGCAGCAUGUUUACAGAGUCACCUCCCCAGUACUGACAGGUAAAGGCAGCAUGUUUACAGAGUCACCUCCCCAGUCCUGACAGGUAAAGGCAGCAUGUUUACAGAGUCACCUCCCCAGUACUGACAGGUAAAGGCGGUAUGUUUACAGAGUCACCUCCCCAGUACUGACAGGUAAAGGCAGCAUGUUUACAGAGUCACCUCCCCAGUACUGACAGGUAAAGGCAGCAUGUUUACAGAGUCACCUCCCCAGUACUGACAGGUAAAGGCGGUAUGUUUACAGAGUCACCUCCCCAGUACUGACAGGUAAAGGCAGCAUGUUUACAGAGUCACCUCCCCAGUACUGACAGGUAAAGGCAGCAUGUUUACAGAGUCACCUCCCCAGUACUGACAGGUAAAGGCAGCAUGUUUACAGAGUCACCUCCCCAGUACUGACAGGUAAAGGCAGCAUGUUUACAGAGUCACCUCCCCAGUACUGACAGGUAAAGGCAGCAUGUUUACAGAGUCACCUCCCCAGUACUGACAGGUAAAGGCAGCAUGUUUACAGAGUCACCUCCCCAGUACUGACAGGUAAAGGCAGCAUGUUUACAGAGUCACCUCCCCAGUCCUGACAGGUAAAGGCAGCAUGUUUACAGAGUCACCUCCCCAGUCCUGACAGGUAAAGGCAGCAUGUUUACAGAGUCACCUCCCCAGUCCUGACAGGUAAAGGCAGCAUGUUUACAGAGUCACCUCCCCAGUACUGACAGGUAAAGGCAGCAUGUUUACAGAGUCACCUCCCCAGUACUGACAGGUAAAGGCAGCAUGUUUACAGAGUCACCUCCCCAGUACUGACAGGUAAAGGCAGCAUGUUUACAGAGUCACCUCCCCAGUACUGACAGGUAAAGGCAGCAUGUUUACAGAGUCACCUCCCCAGUACUGACAGGUAAAGGCAGCAUGUUUAGAGUCACCUCCCCAGUACUGACAGGUAAAGGCAGCAUGUUUACAGAGUCACCUCCCCAGUACUGACAGGUAAAGGCAGCAUGUUUAGAGUCACCUCCCCAGUACUGACAGGUAAAGGCAGCAUGUUUACAGAGUCACCUCCCCAGUACUGACAGGUAAAGGCAGCAUGUUUACAGAGUCACCUCCCCAGUCCUGACAGGUAAAGGCAGCAUGUUUACAGAGUCACCUCCCCAGUACUGACAGGUAAAGGCAGCAUGUUUAGAGUCACCUCCCCAGUACUGACAGGUAAAGGCAGCAUGUUUACAGAGUCACCUCCCCAGUACUGACAGGUAAAGGCAGCAUGUUUACAGAGUCACCUCCCCAGUACUGACAGGUAAAGGCAGCAUGUUUACAGAGUCACCUCCCCAGUACUGACAGGUAAAGGCAGCAUGUUUACAGAGUCACCUCCCCAGUACUGACAGGUAAAGGCAGCAUGUUUACAGAGUCACCUCCCCAGUCCUGACAGGUAAAGGCAGCAUGUUUACAGAGUCACCUCCCCAGUCCUGACAGGUAAAGGCAGCAUGUUUACAGAGUCACCUCCCCAGUCCUGACAGGUAAAGGCAGCAUGUUUACAGAGUCACCUUCCCAGUACUGACAGGUAAAGGCAGCAUGUUUACAGAGUCACCUCCCCAGUCCUGACAGGUAAAGGCAGCAUGUUUACAGAGUCACCUCCCCAGUCCUGACAGGUAAAGGCAGCAUGUUUACAGAGUCACCUCCCCAGUACUGACAGGUAAAGGCAGCAUGUUUACAGAGUCACCUCCCCAGUACUGACAGGUAAAGGCAGCAUGUUUAGAGUCACCUCCCCAGUCCUGACAGGUAAAGGCAGCAUGUUUACAGAGUCACCUCCCCAGUCCUGACAGGUAAAGGCAGCAUGUUUACAGAGUCACCUCCCCAGUACUGACAGGUAAAGGCAGCAUGUUUACAGAGUCACCUCCCCAGUACUGACAGGUAAAGGCAGCAUGUUUACAGAGUCACCUCCCCAGUACUGACAGGUAAAGGCAGCAUGUUUACAGAGUCACCUCCCCAGUACUGACAGGUAAAGGCAGCAUGUUUACAGAGUCACCUCCCCAGUACUGACAGGUAAAGGCAGCAUGUUUACAGAGUCACCUCCCCAGUACUGACAGGUAAAGGCAGCAUGUUUACAGAGUCACCUCCCCAGUACUGACAGGUAAAGGCAGCAUGUUUACAGAGUCACCUCCCCAGUACUGACAGGUAAAGGCAGCAUGUUUACAGAGUCACCUCCCCAGUACUGACAGGUAAAGGCGGUAUGUUUACAGAGUCACCUCCCCAGUACUGACAGGUAAAGGCAGCAUGUUUACAGAGUCACCUCCCCAGUACUGACAGGUAAAGGCGGUAUGUUUACAGAGUCACCUCCCCAGUACUGACAGGUAAAGGCAGCAUGUUUACAGAGUCACCUCCCCAGUACUGACAGGUAAAGGCAGCAUGUUUAUCCAACACUGGAUCUGGUUUCUGCCCCUGUAUCCCAAGAUGUAUUAACCACAAAAUCUUGUUUGUUUGAAGAGAAAAACAGACUGCAAACUUAUAGAUUUAUGAAGAAUGUUUUUGGUGCUAUUGUUUCAGCUGUUUCUAUUAAAACCUUUUGAAGGGAUUAGUCAGUGAUGAAGUCAUGGCACCUGCCUGCCUGCCUGUCUGCCUGCCUGUCUGUCUGUCUGUCUGUCUGUCUGUCUGCCUGCCUGUCUGCCUGUCUGUCUGUCUGCCUGCCUGUCUGUCUGUCUGCCUGUCUGCCUGUCUGUCUGUCUGCCUGUCUGUCUGUCUGCCUGUCUGUCUGUCUGUCUGUCUGUCUGUCUGUCUGCCUGUCUGUCUGUCUGCCUGUCUGUCUGCCUGUCUGCCUGUCUGUCUGUCUGUCUGCCUGUCUGCUUGUCUGUCUGUCUGUCUGCCUGCCUGUCUGUCUGUCUGCCUGUCUGUCUGCCUGUCUACCUGUCUGUCUGUCUGCCUGCCUGCCUGUCUGCCUGCCUGUCUGUCUGUCUGUCUGUCUGUCUGUCUGUCUGUCUGUCUGUCUGUCUGUCUGUCUGUCUGCCUGCCUGUCUGUUUAAUGAAGUUAUGUAAUAUUAGUUGUUUUUUCCUCUCCUGUCAGAUAAAGGUGAAGGUACAUGAUUCUUCUUACAUCUGCUACUAAAGUUAAAAAGCUUUGGAUUGGUGUAAACAUGGGCAAGACAGUUUCUUUCCACCAUAUUUCUUGCACCAGUCUUGCCACUUACCCUUUAAAUGCAAGUCACAUUAGGAUUGAUUUAUAAUUGAAAUCUAACCAAACCUAUGUCCAGGCUAUGGACUUGCAUGUAAUCUAGUGGCCAAAAGCCUGUAUUAACAUGGGCAGCACCAUUGAGAACUUUCACCAUUUUGAUUUAGUCAACUGAGCGGGACUUCCAAUUUCUUUGACUGAUCUCUCCUGGCAUGACCUGAUGACCCGGUUGGCAUGACCUGAUGACCCGGUUGGCAUGACCUGAUGACCCGGUUGGUAUGACCUGAUGACCCGGUUGGUAUGACCUGAUGACCCGGUUGGUAUGACCUGAUGACCCGGUUGGAGUCGCGACAGCCGGGUCAUCAGGAGGGAUCAGCCAAUGAAUUUUCUUGGUGUAGAAGAACAUGGAUUAUUUCAAGAUGGAGAUGCCCCCUCAGACAUCAUCAUGACACAGAUGUUGUCUGUCUAUGGUCCUGGUCCAUCCCCUUAUCAUCACCAUCAUGACACAGAUGUUAUGUCUGUCUAUGGUCCUGGUCCAUCCCCUUAUCAUCACCAUCAUGACACAGAUGUUAUGUCUGUCUAUGGUCCUGGUCCAUCCCCAUCAUGACAGAGAUGUUAUGUAUAUCCACGUCUAUGGUCCUGGUCCAUCACCUUAUGUAUUACUGCCCCCCCAAGUGGUAAGAAGUGACACCGCCCCCCAUAAAAAAAACUAUAGACCUUCAACAUAUAAAUGGCUCUCAGCCUACUUUAUAAAACUGAAACUACUACUACUACAAACAAAAUAGAAAUGUUUUUUUAAAAAACUGAAACUAAAUAAAUACUAACUGAAACUAAACUUCAAAUAAAACUCUAAAAAGGAAUAGACAUAAUAACUAAUAUUAAAUAACAAAACCAGAAUAACCUUGGAUACACAUACCAGUUUGUCUUUCCUUGGCUGGAAACGUGUAUGUAAAGGCUUUGAUCGAAUCGAGCUGUGUCCCAUGCUGAACACGUCUCUCCCCCUCUACAAGGACUACCACGACGUCUGCCUGUACGUACUGUGGAGAGCAGGUGGGCAACGAUGCCAAGAUCACCAUCGAGCACCUCAACAUCUCCUGCCACCCAGCCUGCUUCAAGUGUGGUGUUUGCAGUAAGCCAAUGGGAGACUUUCUGUACAACAUGUUCCUGCACAAAGGGACAGUCCACUGUGAGAGCUGCUACUCCAACGUCUUGUAGGAUGCUUCCUUUCCUUGUCUCCUCGUCUCUUUUCCUUCAUGGCCACAGAGGUGACAAGACUGGAUGGCUGAUAUAACUGCUCUCUCCUAUCAAGACCUGUCGUCUGCUAACAGACAUGGAACACUGCACCUUGACCUUGACAGGAAUUUCUAUGUGUCACAUUUUGUUUUCAGACCCUUGUUUGGGUCCUACUGAAUUGAAUGAGGUUAACACUGAAAUACUAUGAGAGUUAUUCUAUGGUUUAGGGUUGGUAAAGACAAUAAUAUGAUCAUAUUACUGAUAUAGUUUAAUCUUCCGUCCGUUUCAAUGUCCACUUUUUUUUUGUUGUUGUUGCCUUUUUCUUCUUAAAGGCCCAGUGCAGUCAAAAACAUGAUUUCCUGUGUUUUAUAUUUCCACACUAUGAGGUUGGAAAAAUACUGUGAAAUUGUGAAAAUUAUGAUAAUUCCCUUUUAGUGUAAGAGCUGUUUGAAAAUACCUGUUCUGGUGGGAUGGAGUUUAGGACUGUCUGGUGACAUCAACAGGCUGUAUACGUUAAUAGACCAAUAACAAAUAGAGUUUCAAACCUCUCUGCGAAUAACAGUUAGUUUUCAUGUGAGAUAUCCCUCCCAUUAGGCUCGCCCAGUUAGGACUCAGACCACUCCCAGACAGUCCGAGCUAAAUUCUUGCUUGAGAAAUUGCUCUUUGCGAAGAAGCAAUUUUUAUUUUAUUUUAGACCAUCUUAAUUGAAAACAAAUCACAGUAAGAUACUUAAAUUGUUACCCAGAAAUGGUUUGAUAUUGAGAUAAAAUGGCUGCAUUGUGCCUUUAAUGUUGUAACUUGGUGAAUGUAUUGUGAAAUAUGAAGAUACUGUAUGUAAAAGUCUCUAAAUAUUAUAACGUAAUGACAAGAUUUAACUGGGAACUGGAUAUGUAGAUUGGCAGUUGGGUACAAUUUUCUACUUUCAGUCUUGACUAUGCAAAGAAAAUAACUACAGAUUUUUGAUCAAAUCUUUGUUUUAAAUUGUUUUUGACACUUUGACUCAGAAAAACAAUAAAAUCGAUUUAUAUAAACAUGAUAAA
Molecule: messenger RNA, 10878 nt
Organism: Oncorhynchus keta (chum salmon)
Lineage: Eukaryota; Metazoa; Chordata; Actinopteri; Salmoniformes; Salmonidae
Product: mucin-4-like
Exons: 28
Coding region: 532-2922 (796 amino acids)
Source: RefSeq, a predicted model, not a curated record